Messenger RNA from Symbiodinium necroappetens, 930 nucleotides. The record is from the annotation of a GenBank genome assembly. Lineage: Eukaryota; Dinophyceae; Suessiales; Symbiodiniaceae.
AUGCUAGGCUGCCUUGGCAAGCCUUUGGCCAAGCCGCUUCUGACUAUCAGCAAUGUCCAGGAGGACGAGUACACCUGCGCACGCUGCAAGUGGACGGCGAAAGUCCUGCGGGCAGCGCUUGGCGAGAGACGCUUCCCGCGUCGGGCGAACGAGGCCGCAGGCCGCCGAAAACUGGCGGAGGAGGUUCUUAACGAGGCAGGUCAGCCGGUAACAUGCCGCAUCGAAUGCCCGAAACAAGCGAGUGAAACUUGCUUCCAGCGAUGCGUGAGCUCGUGCGGAGAGAUGCCGGUCUGGCAGAACAUUAACUUGAAGCAGAAAGCGAUUUUCGAAAUCAUCCAGAGGCCGCAUGCCCGUGACCUUCCAUACUACCUCACGGAUGACGAGCUGGAUUUUUUUGUGAAAGGCAUUGCAUGGGGACCUCACAAGGAAACCUACCUGCCUCGCCUGGUGGAGCGACAUAAACGCCCGAUCUACAUUGCCCGAGGCUAUGCGCCUCCAACUUACUCGCGCCUGGUGAUGAUUCGGUACUAUGGCCCGGACCCACUUCUAGAAGGCUAUGAAGGAUGGGAUGCUGGUGAAGAGGGUGAGAUUAUGCAGUAUGUCUUGGGGUGGAGAUGGAUCUACGCAGAUUGGCCGGGGCCUCUCGUCGAUGAGGUGGAGGAGGCCUGGAAGAAGAGCUGGUGGCCAGAAAUUGCGAGACCCGAUUGGACCUGGGAGGGUCUUCGUUUCUGUGUGCCACCCUACCACCUCUCAGAGGAAGGGCUCCCUUGGCGAGAAGGUCGAGCUGCUGAAUACGAGCCCCGCGUCACGAAGGGCAAGGGCAAGGGCAGAGCCAGGGCACUUCAGGCGCAAGACGAAAGUCGGCGGGAACUGGGGGAAAAGGCCGCCGGGCGGCUUGGAAGAUCCGCUCACGAAGAGCCCCCAGUGUAA